AUGAAGAAGACGCGCAUGUCGAUCGACGACAUUCACGCAAUGGUGGGCAGCAUCCGUGCGCAUGUGGCCAACAUGCGCGUGACCAACAUCUACGACGUGCCCGACCAGAGCGACAAGAGCGCCGCCAAGACGUACAUUCUCAAGCUGCAGCAGCCCCCAUUUCCCAAGGUGUUCCUGCUGCUCGAAUCGGGCGUGCGGUUCCACACGAGUCAGUACGCACGUGACGCCAAGUCCGCGAGUGCUUUGCCCAGUCAGUUCACGAUGAAGCUGCGGAAACAUUUACGAGGCAAGAGGCUAUCGGCGCUGACGCAGCUCGAAGGAGAUCGCGUCGUGGACUUGACGUUUGGCCAGGACGCGCUCACGUGUCACUUGAUUCUCGAGCUCUACGCUUCGGGCAACAUCAUUCUGACGGAUGACAAGUAUCGGAUCCUGUCGCUGCUGCGCACGCAUCGCUUUGACGAGAACGUCAAGAUGGCCGUGAAGCAGGUGUACCCGGUGCAGCUCUUGGGCGACCAGGAGAAGCGUCGCGAGAAGACGACGACUGCUGAGCUCAUCGAGUUUGUAAACACUUGGAGUAGAGAGCAGGAGGACAGAGAGACCGCGACGCUGCUCGCUCCUGGCAAGACGCCGAGGAAAAAAAAGAAAAAAACGCAGACGAUCAAGCAGUUGCUGUUGCACAAAGCUUCCACGUUUGGCGGACUGGGUCCUGCCAUCAUUGAGCACUGUCUAGUGCGUGCGGACAUCCCACCCACGCUCAAGAUCAUGAAUGCCAAUGAUGUUAUGGCACUAGGCGACGAGAAGCUGACUACCUUGUUAGCAGAGAUCCAUGAGGGUUGGAAGCUGCUAGCAAGGCUUCAGAAUGAACAGGCUUCGUGUGUUGGCCCGGUUUCGACUGAGACGGACGCGACAGCUGCUAGCGGUGAUAACAACGACGGAAGCAGCACUUCCACAGCUGCGAAAGACCCUUCUGCUAUUGCAAAAAAGCGCGGCUUCAUCAUCCUAAAAGGCUCUACGAAAGGCGCUGUGCAAACGCAAUUUGACGAGUUCACGCCAUUCCUGUAUGCUCAACAUCUGCAAAAAGAGGUCAAAAGCUUCGACACGUUUGACGAGGCUGUCGAUGAGUACUUUUCGCGCUUCGAGACGGAGACGGCUGAGGUGGCAAAGCAAAGCGUUCAGCUCGCAGCGGAGAACAAGCUUGCUAGGCUGAGAAAGAACCAGGAACAACAGCUUGCUCAAUUGCGCGAGGCUCAAGAGCAAAGUUUUCGACAAGCCCAGCUGAUCGAAUCCAAUCAGCAAGACGUAGAGAAUGUGCUUUCGGUCAUUCGCAGCGCGUUAGCCAGUGGUAUGGAUUGGCGUGGUCUAGAAGAGCUUGUCAAGUACGAGCAAAAGAAUGGCAACCCUGUGGCAAGUCUCAUUCACAAACUAGAUCUCGAGCAUAACCGCGUAGCACUUUUGCUUUGCGAUGAUGACGAGAGUGACGAAGGCGAAUACGGAGGUGAUGGUACGGGUGAGGAAGACAGACAGGCUCACAUCAUCUGGAUCGAUUUGUCACUAUCGGCGCUCGCCAAUGCACGAGAAGUCUAUACGAAGAAGAAGAAAGCUGGAGCGAAGGCGAUCAAGGCUUCGGAGGCAACUGACAAAGCAAUUGCACUGGCUGAGAAGACCACUUUGAAAACCCUGGAAAAGCAGCAAACGAAGCGAAAUGUGAUCUACCAGCGGCGCAAAACGCUUUGGUUUGAGAAGUUUCAUUGGUUUCUUACCAGCGAAAAGAACUUGGUGGUUGCUGGAAAAGAUGCGCACCAGAACGAACAACUGGUCAAGCGGUAUCUGCGAAAGGGAGAUGUGUACGUCCACGCCGAUCUUCACGGCGCUGCUUCUUGUAUUGUGCGCAACCAUGCAAGCGCUAGGAACAUCGAGACCCAGGAACUUCCUCCUGUAUCUAUAACUGCGCUAGAACAGGCAGGAUGCAUGAGUGUAUGCCGCAGCAACGCCUGGAGUAGUCAGGUGAUUGCUGGAGCCUAUUGGGUCCAUGCCGACCAGGUGUCGAAGACCGCACCAGCAGGCGAGUUCCUCACGACUGGCAGUUUCAUGAUCCGGGGCAAGAAGAAUUACAUCCAGCCAUCUCGGCUCGAAAUGGGACUAGCAAUUCUCUUUCAUAUUGACGUGAGCAGCGUCAGCCAGCAUGCGCGCCAGUAUGAAGAACGAGAUCUUCAGGUGAUGGACGACUUAGACGAAAAAGAUGGGAGUGACACACCAAACGUUCUGCCGGAAGAACAGGAAGGAUUGCACCAGCAAGACGUGGCUGUCGAGGAGAAAAGUGAGGAAGCGACAGACGACAGUUGUUCGGAGCCGCGUAAGUCUCAUGUUCCUGCGGAUGUCGCUCAAGGUAAUGAGAUUGACAACAGGGAAGACAAGUCAGACCCGUCUAAACAGGAGUCUCAGCGUGACGGGCGAAAACGAUUGUCGACAAGAGAGCGCCGUGACCUGAAGAAAGGUGUCCCAACAGCUUACGAGGAUGGGGCUGGUGACAAUAGUCAGCCGUCUUAUCAGGCAAAACAGGCCCAAAGGAAGGAUACGCGCAAGUCGCUCGACAAGGGCAACAUCCAGGUAUCUCGGCUGGAUAAGAGCGUUCGUGGCAAGAAGGGCAAGAUGAAGAAAAUGAAGAAGAAGUACGCUGACCAGGACGAUGACGAUCGCCGGCUGCGCAUGGAGGCGCUGGGUCACGUGAUGGAGGAGACAGACAAUGGGGACAGCCAGCGUGACCAGAACAGUGAGUGCGUCGGACAAGCGAGAGAUGGAGGUGGCGAUGACGAGGACGAUGGUAGUCCUGUGACCAGUGCUACCACCGAGACCAAGGACGAGUACAUUCGUCAGCAGCGCGAGAAAAAAGAAAAGUUUCUUGACGAGCAAGAGGGUGAGGUGGAAAGCAUUGGAUUCUUUGAUGCGUUCACGGGCGAGCCUCUACCGAACGACAUUGUGCUGUUUGCCAUGCCCAUGUGCGCUCCGUACGCCUCGCUGAGUAAGUUCAAGUACAAGGUAAAGCUCACGCCUGGAAGCCAGAAGAAGGGCAAGGCAGCCAAGCAAGCGAUGGAUCAUUUCUUUGCGUUGAAUCUGAAGGAAGAGAAGGACAUGCAAAAGUCGCAGAUGCACAUGGAAGCCGACGAUGUUCAGCCGGAUGUGAAUCCGCUUGCAGUGCAGCGCGAGCUGAUGCGGUGCAUUCCAGACAAUGAGCUAGUGACGUGUAUGGUCGGGCCCGUGAAGAUUUCGGCGCCAGGACUUCAUGGCGCUCACGCGAGUAAGCGGACAUCGAGCAAGUUCAAGAAGAGCCACAACAAGUAG
Molecule: messenger RNA, 3339 nt
Organism: Hyaloperonospora brassicae
Lineage: Eukaryota; Oomycota; Peronosporomycetes; Peronosporales; Peronosporaceae
Source: the annotation of a GenBank genome assembly